Molecule: messenger RNA, 4167 nt
Organism: Purpureocillium lilacinum
Lineage: Eukaryota; Fungi; Ascomycota; Sordariomycetes; Hypocreales; Ophiocordycipitaceae
Biological process (GO): TORC2 signaling
Cellular component (GO): TORC2 complex
Source: RefSeq, a predicted model, not a curated record
AUGCCGCCCCAACCUUCCCGGGAGGCGCCGCAGCAGCAUCAUGGCCACCCCGCGCAGUCUGGCCGGCCGAGCCUCGACCGCGAUGGCUCGGGCUUGCAGCUUCCCAAUGGCGGCCCCGCUCGCAACUUCUCCGCUUCCUCGGUGUCAUUUGCGCCCCGCGGCAGCAGCUUGAACCCCAACGCCGGCCCUGGUAGCUUCAGCUCCGAGCUGCGGAGUCAGAUGAUGUCGACCCGCGCGGGGAGUCGCGUCGACGUUGCUGGGUCUGUAUAUCCGGGCAGCGUCAUGGACAAGGUCGACGAAGACGCGACCAAUUCGGCAGCCGAGCAGGCCCUGGCAUCCCUCAAGGAUCGUUUGAAUCGCGAGAUGAAGAUCAAGGAGGGUAGCGAAAACAUGCUCGAGGCGCUCAACAUUAAGAAGGCCAAGCAGACCAAGGAGCAACGCCUGAGAGUCGAGGCCGAGCUGAGCGCGAGCAAUUUGCGCAUCAAGGAGCUACGACAAAAGAUAUCCGAUGCACAGCGGUCCAAGGCUCUACCGCCGAUGCCCACCACGCCGACUAGGAACCGCACACAGGAGAGCGUCUUCCACCCCACUGGCACGCUGCGCUCACCGCCGAGCAUCUCGAGGUCCGUUGCCGGCUCCGACGUAGACGAGCUGCUGGAGAGCCCGAGUUUCCUCCUGGCCGAGCUCCUUCAAGCGCUUGAGGUGGAGGGUAUGACGCCGGAGUACUACGUCAGCCGCGCGAACCAGCUCGCGGAUCUAUUCAGGCGACACCCAGCCAUCAAGUAUGAUCUAGUCUGGUCCAUCUUUGGUUUGCGAAUGCAAAUGAUGCUCCUGAGUGAGAGUCGGGAGGUUGUCGCGGCUGGCUACCGAGCCACGAGAUACGCCAUUUCAGACGUAGCAUCACUCAAGAAAAUUCGCAGCUUAAACACCGACUUCUUGGUGAUACGAUCGUUGAAUAAUUAUCGCAAAGCCGAUGUUGAACGAGAGCAGGCCCUCAAGUUCGUGCGAGCCUUCCUGGACGUUAAAGACGGUGUCAAGGAAAUCUCACGGGCUGUUGUUCGGACGAUCGUGGCUGUUGCCGAGCAAGGAGAGGAGCGCCGCCCCGGCAUUCAACCGGCAGAUCAGAACAUCGACAGGCUACGGCCCAUUUGCAUCGAGACUCUUGCGGAGAUAAUGGUGCGGGACCCGCGUCUUCUGGUGGCAUCUGGCGGCCUCGGGCCAUUGUCUGAGGCGCUGGCCGAGGGGACAUACAAGGCGCCCGAAAGCCUAAUGUCCGCCUUUCUAUUCCUGCUCGACACACCUCAACGACGAAAAUACAUCCUGCCUGGCUACGGUUUGGAUGUCGUCUUCACUGCCUUCACAGACCAGCUGGCCGGUGCCGAGAGUAUACUGAAGCAAAGCUCGAGAGCCAUAUCCGUUGCGAUGAGGUCAUGGUCUGGUCUGAUGGUCCUCUCCAUGUAUGACUUUCGACCGAUUCGCUCGCUCAUCGCCAGCAUCUUAUUCCCCAACGCGGCCAUUCGGGAGACAGUGCUGGACUUGCUGUUCUCCUUGCUACGAAUCAAGCCGCCUGCCUGGGCGACAUCGUUCCUGGCCGGGCGCAGGCUCACGACUUACGGCCGAGUUGCCAACAUGAAGUCAUCCAACACGAGAGACAGAAGCGCUACAUUAUAUCUGGAAGAGGACAACAGCGAACAAAACUUUGUGGACCAUUACACGGCCCUUCUUCUGGCCAUCUUUAUCAAAGUCGGCCUCUUGCAGAGCUUGUUGCACAUUGCCCAGUCAGAGGAGGACCCCAUGCUGAAGCGCAAGACAACCUUGUUGAUCGGGGAAGUGCUGAAGUUGGCCAGCAGGUUGCUUCCACCUUCAUGGAGUUCCGAGCUUCAGCUCCUCCCAGAGCUAUUCUCGGCUGCGACACAGUUCACAAAUGAGGACCACUUUAUAGCCUCGGGCAUUGUCUAUCAGAUCAGCAGCGUUAGCAGGACGCUGUACAGAAGCGCGCCCUCCGAAACCAUGGCAGGCGCUCUCCCUUCCAGCGACAGCAUGCAGAGCAUGGGGCUGCUCGACGAACACCCAAAGACCAAUACGUCUAUUGUAUUUGACGACGCCACAUUUCGACAGCUCCUGAUUGAUACGGGAGUCCUCAAUAGCUCCAACUAUAUGAAGUGGAAUUGGGAGGUCAUCAUGAAGGUGAUCGAUGGGCCCCUGCAGGUGGGGAAGCGGCUGGAGGAGGCCAUCAAGGCGUCAAAAUUCAUGAAGCGCAUCAUGAGCUUCUACCGGCCCUUCAAGUACAAAUUUGCCGAGAUCAAGAACACCAGAAACACGCAAAAGUACGUCAAGGCGGGUUGCGCGCUGAUGCAUUCGUUGCUUCAGUCCCCAGAGGGCAUCAAGUUUCUGGCCGACAGCAAGUUGUUGAGGCAAGUUGCUGAGUGCCUGGCGCAAUGCGAUCCGACGAGCGGGCUGACGGCACAGUUCCCAAUGUUUGCCAAAGACCGACUGACAGACACGCUCUGCUGUGGCUACUUUCCCAUGCUGGGCGUUCUCAGUACCGACCCCAAGGGGCUUCUUCUGUUGGAGCGUUGGAGAAUGUUCAACAUGAUGUACCACAUUGUCGAUCUGAAGCAGCGUCCGGAUCUGAUCAAGCUGUUGUUGACCAACUUCGACUACAGCCUUCAGGGCCACCCUCGCGUUCUACUGUCCAAGGCCCUGACGGGCGGCACCAAGGAUAUCCGGAUCCAUGCCACCAACACCCUCCGCAAAUGCACGAUGAGACCGACACCGUCUCUGAAGACUCAGGACAGCGCGAGCGACUCCAAAUGGGCGAUCCAGCUCCUCGUUACGCAGCUGUAUGAUCCAGAGAUCGAAGUUUGCUCAACAGCAAUCAAGAUUCUCGAGAAUGCGUGUAACAGGAAGACUUUCCUGGAGUACAUUGUUGAGUGUCGACCGGCUCUCGAUCAUCUAGGAGAGAUUGGCGCCCCGUUGCUCCUGCGCUUCCUGUCGACGUCGAUUGGAUAUCAUUACCUGGACGGUUUGGACUACAUCAGCAACGAGAUGGAUGACUGGUUCCUCGGUCGCAACGACUCGUAUGUUGGCGUCAUUGAGGCGAGCUUGGCCAGGGCGUUCCUGUCUGACCCGGACGACAACACGCACCGGAUGAGCAUCUUUGACGAGACAGUGGCGGAGACCGACUUUCACGACACGCACGUGCCCCCACACUUUUACAGAGAGCUUACCCGUACGCGAGAGGGUUGCAAGUUACUCAGCGACAAGGGUCACUUUGAAGAGUUUGUCGCGACAAUCCGUGAUCACGGCAUGCAGACGGUGGAGGGCGAGUUACUCACAAAAGUAAAGGGCUGCCUCUGGGCAGUAGGCAAUGUUGGUUCCAUGGAGCUGGGCGCGCCGUUCCUCGAAGCAAGCGACGUUGUGGAGCGCAUCAUCGAAAUUGCGGUAUCGCACGGGGUCAUGAGCAUGCGAGGCACGGCCUUCUUCGUGCUCGGGCUCAUCUCACGUUCCACGCAUGGUCUCGAGAUCCUGUCGGAGAACGGAUGGGACGCCAACACGACGUCAAUGGGUGCUUCUCUUGGCCUUUGCAUCCCGAACGACCUCUCCAAGCUGUUCACCCUGAAGCCGUGGCAACACGUCAAUGUGGCGUCGAUGAAGCUUCUCGAUUCGCAGCGCACCAUCCAGGAACAGCCCCCUGCGCGACAGGCGCGCCCACCCUUGGAGCCGUCCGAGAUGCCCCCACUUCUCAGCGACGCAGACGUCAAUGAACGCAUCAUGGGCCUCAUCGUCGAUCUGGGCAAUAUGGUGCUCUACAAGAAGGCGCUCACGGAACUGCAAAAGUUGAAGUCGAGGAAGCCGAAUGCGUUUCGAAGCACCGAAUUCUUCAAGAAGGUGAUGGGACUGAUGGAGUGGAAUCAUUACCGACUAGGGGUGCGACGACUGGUGAUUGACUUGUUCGAAAAGAACGUCAUGAGGCAGAUCGUGUUUGGCGAAGAAGAGAGCGACAGCGGCGGAGAGGCAGAGCCAGCUGGGGAUGAGAGCGCCGAGGGAAGCUCGGGGGACGAUCGCACCGAGAGACAGAGGAGCGUGAGCGAGCCGGCAGAGUUGCCGUCGGAUCUCAUGCCCGCGCCGCUGCAGGUGCGACGCGAGCACACUCGAUGGGGAUGA